GCAGGACGGAGUCACGAAAACAGCUAGUCAUUAUCAAAAUAUCUCUUCGAACCACAUUUCCUCUGCCGAGCCAUUGACUGCUAAGGGACAUGGCAUCUAAUCUCUGUAAAAGUUUAAAACUCUUUAGGUAGUCAUAGGUUGGGGGAUUACUUUUGUCACCGGAAAGUUUUUUCUUCUUCUUCUUCUUCUUCGUCCACGCUCGCUGUAAACUUUCUGCUUGUUGUGUUUGCUCGGUACCUGUGUGUGCGGAAGGAGUGUUUUUGUCGUCCCCUCUGCUGGAUUUGUUGCGGGAGAGAUGAGUGACAGGAGACGAUCUGCCGCCGCGCUGAGCUCGAGAGCGCACGCCUUCUCGGUGGAAGCCCUGAUCGGGACGAACAAGAAGCGGAAGCUCCGGGGCUGGGAGGAGAAGGAGCUCGAGCUCUCCAUGGAGAGCCUCGCCACGAACGGACAAUUAGGAGACGGUGACGAUCCUGCGCAUUGUCUGGAUAUCGACCCGGAUUCGGAGGCCAGUCCCGGCUCAGACGGCGAGGGUUUGGCCGAGCGGACGUCCUGCUCUUUCGGAUCCCCUGCCGACUUAGCCCCCGCCGGUUGCGACCCUUCGCCCUCUGCGUCCAUGGAGGAGAUCCAGAUGGAGCUGCAGUGCGCUGACCUCUGGAAGCGCUUCCACGAUAUCGGCACGGAAAUGAUCAUCACCAAAGCAGGAAGGAGGAUGUUCCCCGCUAUGAGAGUGAAGAUCGUGGGUCUAGAUCCCCAUCAGCAAUACUAUAUCGCCAUGGACAUCGUGCCUGUGGACAACAAGAGAUACAGGUAUGUGUACCAUAGCUCCAAGUGGAUGGUGGCGGGCAACGCCGACUCCCCUGUGCCCCCCAGGGUCUACAUCCACCCGGACUCGCUGGCCUCUGGAGACACCUGGAUGAGGCAGGUGGUCAGCUUCGACAAGCUCAAGCUCACCAACAACGAACUGGACGACCAGGGACAUAUCAUCCUCCACUCCAUGCACAAGUACCAGCCGCGUGUGCACGUGAUCCGGAAGGACUUCAGCAGUGACCUCUCCCCCACCAAGCCUGUCCCCAGCGGCGACGGAGUCAAGACCUUCAGCUUCCCCGAGACCGUCUUCACCACCGUAACAGCCUACCAGAAUCAACAGAUCACUCGACUGAAGAUCGACCGUAAUCCGUUUGCAAAGGGAUUCCGCGACUCAGGAAGAAACAGAACUGGUUUGGAGGCCAUCAUGGAGACCUAUGCAUUCUGGAGACCGCCCGUGAGGACUCUAACGUUUGAGGACUUCACUAACAUGCAAAAACAGCAAGGGGGCAGCACAGGGACCUCUCCCACCACCUCCAGCACGGGCACCCCGUCCCCGUCGGGCGCGGCCCACCUGCUCUCCCCGUCCUGCUCCCCACCCACCUUCCACCUGGCGCCCAACACCUUCAACGUGGGCUGCCGCGAGAGCCAGCUCUGCAACCUGGGCCUGUCCGAGUACCCGGCGUGCGCCCGCAGCAACAUGGCCGCCCUGCAGGGCUACGGGGGCCUGGCCGGCGACGGCUCCUACGGCCGGCAGCUGACGGCGGGGGGCGGCGUGGCGUCCGGCCAGGCCUCCGACUCCUUCCUGCCCCAGAGGACUUCCUCCCUAAUCGCCGCGGGCAUGCAGGGUGGAGCCGGGGGCGGAGGAGGAGGCGGCGGCGUAGGAGGAGGAGGAGGCGGCGGCGGCGGAUCCAAGAUGGACGCCUACGGAGGCCAGCUGGCGUCGUUCCCGGCCUCGCAGCUGCAGUACGUCAUGCAGGCGGGCGCGGGCUCCGGCUCCGGCUCGUCCUCCUCGCCCGGCUCCUCCCCGUCCUCGGCCCACAUGUUCGCCGCCGCCGGCGGCCACCACCACGUGCAGCAGGGCUCCUACAACGCCUUCUCCCUGCACAACCCCUACAACCUGUACGGAUACAACUUCCCCACCUCGCCGCGCCUGGCCGCCAGCCCCGAGAAGCCGCAGGGCGGCCUGCUCUGCUCCUCGUCCGGCGCCGCCGGGGCCUUCGCCGAGCGCCAGUACCUGCCCGGCGGCGGCAUGGAGGGCAUGCACAUGAUCGGCAAUCCCGCCGGCGGCCAGCAGGGCGGCGCCACCUGCGACGGCCGCCAGUACGGCUCCUCCUCCCAGAUGUCCAUGCACAUGGUGUAAACGGGCACCGAGAGAGAGAGAAAGAGCGUGCGAGAGAGAGAGAGAGAGAGAAGCGACAAAACGGCCUUCUUCCGUCAAACGAGUUGUACGUUUGGGAACGAUUGCCGUCAUACCCCCCCCCCUUUAGCAUCCCCAAUGCCCACCCACCUCAAUCCAAUCUCCACUCCCGACGGGGUACUCCGUAAAAAGCACCCAAUCAGUAUGGACUUUGUCUCUCCUCUAAAGCAGUUAUGUAACUCUUAUGGGUGGGCCAUGGGUACCAGGGGAUUGAAGGACAUUGCUGUGUUUUUUGUGUUUUUUUUUUUUAGGUGGUGAAUUUCCAAAGCCGUGUUUAUUUACUGUUUGUUUGUAUAAAAAAAGGUUAAUAACUGGCCUUUUAAAAAGGGGACAUAUAACAAAAAUCAUCUCAAUUCAUACAUGUAUGUGUUACAUUUUAAUCAGUUGGACAGUGUCAUGGUGGGAGGAAGACCGUAUUUAAAUAGCUCUUAUAUUGAAAUGUUUUCAAAAUGGAUGGAUUAUGUGCAAGCUCUGAUGGACUUUUGCACCCCAUCCCAACACAUCCUUUCUCCUGAACCUAGUAAAAGAGGGUACAAAAUGGCGAAGAUGCCCCUGAUGUCUCCAGGGGUGUUGCUUCUAUCCUUUGGAGGAUGUGCAGAUUGGAACCCUCAUGGAUCUCUUAUGGUGCAAUAGAGACGCUGAAGCAUCGCAGUGGGGUGUUCAGGGAAUAAACACCCUACCCGACAACCACACACACACACACACACACACACGCACGCGCACACACACGCACACACACACACACACACACACACACACACACACACAUGCACACACACACACACACACACACACACACAUACACACACUCUGUCUCUCCUUAGACUCCUGUUAAUCUGACAGAGAUACAGAGGGAGAGAGAGACAGACAGAGACACUCUUGCUCCUGCUGAUCUGACACAGAGAGAGAGAGAGAGACAGACAGACAGACAGAAACAGAAGUAAAGAGAGAAAGAAAAAGAGAGAGACGGAAAAGCACUGUGGGUUUUGGUUUUUUUUCGGUACAUAAACGCUGCCCCCAUCCGAGUGCAAAGCUGACAGUCUUUUGACGGACACAGUAGUGCGUUUGGCUUUUUUGACGAGGGUCACAUGGUACGGACAGAAUAGAGAGCGCGGGAGCAUCGGUCACCUCAAGAGCCCAACCACUGCGGCGACCGAUCACAGACUAGUGGAGUCACAGACGAUAAAGCGGCUUCAACCGUGAAACUGUGUGUGACCCUGGAGUCUGAGCCAACGGGCUGAUUCUCUGUGGAAGAAAGAGAGGAAGAGAGAAUGGCAAAGAAAGAGAGUGAGGGAGAAAGAGAAAAAAAGAAAAGACUAUAUGCCAAUGAUGGCUUUUAGAUUCAGUGGGUACGUAACAGAUUCCCAAGGGAAACCCUGGAAGUGUUGAUGCCCUGUUUUGAGUGGAUGAUCUUUUUAAGCAUAUUAACAGUGAUGAAUGCACGCAAUACAGUAAGCUUUUAAGUUGUUGUGUGAAGAAAAAAAUGUACGGUUUAGUAGGAAAAAACAGAGUUAUUAUGUUUUGGUGUGUUGUAGAUAAAUGUAUUUAAGUGCCAAGCAAUAAUACAAUUAUAUGGCCAGUUUUUGGUGAUGUUACAAAAAAAAUAGUAAGUAAAAAAAUAAUAAUACAUCAUGCAAGAAAAAGAGAACAGAAAAAAAGUAAAACUAUUUUCAGAGGCCUUUAAAGAACUGUAAAUACAAGUGCCAAGC
This is a messenger RNA of Sardina pilchardus (European sardine), 3933 nucleotides long. It is a transcript of the gene tbx15, whose product is annotated as T-box transcription factor 15. The record is from RefSeq and is a predicted model, not a curated record. The transcript has 8 exons. Gene Ontology annotation, cellular component: nucleus. NCBI's taxonomy places the organism in Eukaryota, Metazoa, Chordata, Actinopteri, Clupeiformes, Clupeidae. Gene Ontology annotation, biological process: cell fate specification; positive regulation of DNA-templated transcription; regulation of transcription by RNA polymerase II. The coding region runs from base 296 to 2167 and encodes 623 amino acids. Gene Ontology annotation, molecular function: RNA polymerase II cis-regulatory region sequence-specific DNA binding; DNA-binding transcription factor activity, RNA polymerase II-specific.